AUGGUCAACAUGUUCCUGGGAGGAGGCGGUGGCAUGGAUCCAGAGACUGGAGCGGGAGCCGAGGCUGCUGGUUUGGAUGCUGGGAUGUUUGGUUUGGCCGAGCCUCUCCUUCCAGGGUUUUCAGGUUUGGAAGGCUCGGAGUGUGAACCAUUGGAAGGGGUCACGUUCAAAUUAGACGGACAGGGGAUUAUGGAUGCAGGAGCGAGCCAGGGUUCUUUGUUUGACUCUCAUGGAAGUGGUCAACUACAGUUUUCAGCAUGGGAACAGAAUGCAGGUUUGAGAGGUCACGUGGAAGGGAGGGAAGGUAGAAGGGAUGCGAUGGAGGAGACACGGCAGCAGGAGCGAGAGCAAGAAGAUCGGGAGCAACAGAGGAGGCUGCAGCAGGAGAGGGAGUUGGAGAAGCAGAGGGAGUUGGAGAGGCAGAGGGAGUUGGAGAGGCAGAGGGAGUUGGAGAAGCAGAGGGAGUUGGAGAGGCAGAGGGAGUUGGAGAGGCAGAGGGAGUUGGAGAGGCAGAGGGAGUUGGAGAGGCAGAGGGAGUUGGAGAGGCAGAGGGAGUUGGAGAGGCAGAGGGAGUUGGAGAGGCAGAGGGAGUUAGAGAAACAGGAGCAGCAGAGGGAGCUGGAGAAACAGAGGCAACUGGAGCUUGAGAAACAGAGGCAGCUAAAGCUUGAGAAACAGAGGCUGGAGAAACAGGAGCAGCAGAGGGAGCUAGAGAAACAGAGGUUGAGGGAGUUGGAGAAACAACGGCAAUUGGAACUGGAGAGAAGGGAGCAUCAGAGGAAGCUGGAGCAGCAGAGGUUGUUGGAGGAACAGAGGCAGAGGGAGUUGGAAAAGCAGCAGCAGUUGGAGUUGGAGAAACAAGAGCAGCAGAGGAAGCUGGAGCAGCAGAGGCAGAUGGAGCAGCAAAGAGAGUUGGAAAAACAGAGACAGCGGGAGUCGGAGAAACAGAGGCAGUUAGAGUUGGAGAAGCAGGAGCAGCAAAGGAAACUGGAACAGCAGAGGGAACUGGAGAAACAGCGGAAAUUGGAGCUUGAGAAACAGGAGCAGCAGAGGAAGCUGGAGCAGCAGCGAGUGUUAGAGGAACAGAGGCAAAGAGAGUUGGAGAAAAAGGAACAGGACAGGAAGCUGGAGCAGCAGAGGGAGCUGGAGAAGCGGAGGCAGAGGGAGUUAGAGAAACAACGGCAAUUGGAGCUUGAGAAACAGGAGCAGGAGAGGAAGCUGGAGCAGCAGAGGGAGCUGGAGAAGCGGAGGCAGAGGGAUUUAGAGAAACAACGGCAAUUGGAGCUUGAGAAACAGGAGCAGGAGAGGAAGCUGGAGCAGCAAAAGCAGUUGGAGGAACAGAGGCGGAUUGAAUUGGAGCAGCAGAGGGAGCUCGAGAAACAAAGGCAGAAGGAGUUGGAGAAACAGCAGCAACUGGAGCUGGAGAAACAGGAGCAGCAGAGAGUGUUGGAGGAACAGAGGCAGAAGGAGUUGGAAAAACAGGAGCAGCAGAGGGAGGUGGAGAAACAGCGGCAAUUGGAACUGGAUAAACAGGAGCAGGAGAGGAAGCUGGAGCAACAGAGGGAGCUGGAGAAACAGGAGCAGCAGAGGAAUUUAGAGAAGCAAAGGAAAGAGGGUGUUGAGGACGAAAAGGAGGAAGCAGAAGUGGCGGACGUUGGCAGGGGGGUUGCAGAUGAGGAGAAGAAGGUUGGGUUUAAGUCUGGCACGCUGCAACGUGCAGAAGAGGAGGAACGGAUGGAAGAGGAGGAGGAGGAGGAUGAUAUAGAGGACUGGGUGUGUGGCACGGAGAAAAGAUACCGGAGAUUGAGCGAAGAAGAUAAAAAGUUGGAGCAGCAGCAGGGAAGGGGUGGUGGCGAUAGUGGGGCAAGGAUGGGCAAGAGAGAGGCGGUGUUGGGCGAGGAAAGAGCGGGGAGGAGAAAGAAGCCCAAGAGAAGGAAGCUGGCGGAGUGGCUGCCGACUCAGGCAGUGAAGGGUGGGGAGCAGGACAGGGAACAGGUAGAUGAGAGUGGUGGUGGUGGUGGUGACGCGCAUCAGCCUUGCAAUGUGGAAGUGGGAGGGGAUCCUGCUGGUGAGGUGCGCCCAGCACAAGUGGUGGAUGAAGAAAGGCCUCCAGAUGCUGCUUCUGAGGUGCCCUUGAAAGACACAGGACAUGAGAGGCUCAAGAAGACAGAAGAGGCAGAGGAGUGUGCUGCUGGGGUGCUUGCGGAACCUGCUGCUGAGGAGCGGAAGGAGGGGCAGGUGGAAGAGUUACCAGAGUCUGCUUCGGUGGCUCCUCUGAGUGGACAAGGGGAAGUGGUAGAGGAGUGUGUUGCUGCAGUGCUUAAGGAAUCAGCUGUUGAGGAGGACAAGGAGAGGCAGGUGGAAUCAGCAGUGGUGUAUCUUUCUGAGGCGAAUCAAACUUGCAAGGCGAGGCAAGGAAGAGAUCAGGAGCAGAGGGCGAAGGAAGAUGAGGAGGCGAGGGAGAUGGAAACUCUUGGCAGAACCUCUGUCGAUGCUGCUGCUGCUGCUGCUGCUUCUGCUUCUGCUGCAGCACCUUCUGUUGCUUCUGUCACUGCUGCAGAGGCAGAAGCCCCGGAGCCAUCUCCUGCCCUGGAGCCAUCUCCUGCCGCUGAGCCAUCUGCUGCCCCGGAGCCAUCUCCUGCCCCUGAGGAAUCUCCUGCCCCUGAGGAAUCUCCUGCCCCUGAGGAAUCUCCUGCCCCUGAGCCAUCUGCUGCUUCUGAGCCAUCUCCUGCCCCUGAGGAAUCUGCUGCUCCUGAACCAUAUGCUACCCCUGAACCAUCUUCUGUUAUUGAUCCUGCUCUUGAAUCACCUGUUGGGGAAACGGAUGACGGGGGAAAGGAGGGAAGGGAGGGAAUUGAGAAGGAGAGUAAAAGGGAUGUUGGAGGGAUGGCAGAGAGCGAUAAGGAGGGGAGGAGGGCGCAGAGCAGUGAAGUGAAUGCGAGGGAAGAAGAGAGAAGAGCGGAGGGGAGAAGAGUGGAGGAGAGAGAGAACGGGCAGGCAGAAGAGUUAAGUGAAGAGGGGAGUGAUGGGAGGGAAGAGGGAGGAAGAGAAGAGGAGGGGAGAGAUGAGGGGAAAGACGAGGAGGUGGGAGAAGAGGACGGGAUAGAAGAGGAGGGGAGAGAAGAGGAGAGAAGAGAUGAGGAGGUGCAAGAGGAAGAGUGGAGAGAGGAUGGAAGGGAAUUGGUGCCUGGGGCGAGAGUGUACAGGAGAAGGGCGAAAGGGGAGAAGGUUGGCAGGCUUGCCAGACGAAUCAGGAGGAUCAAAGAGGAAGAGACGAUGGGAGAGUUGGAGAGUGCAGUGGCGACAGUGGAAAGGAGAAAUCGUGAGAAAAGGAAGAAUGGGCAGGAGAUGAAAGAGUCUGCUGCAGCAGCAGCAGCAGGAGUGCAGGUCCCCCCAGUAGACGUGAGCACAGUACAGCCGCCCUCAGCACAGCCUUCCCCAGUAUUACCUCCCCCUCUGGACGGGCCGGCCGGUUUGUCUCUUGUGCUGGCCCUGUCUGCUUUGGAUGUGGUUCUGGGAAAGGGGCGGUCCGGGGGGGCUAGAGAACAGGGAGAGAAAGCCGGGAGGGGCAUUCAAGUGGGGGAUACUGGGAGGAGCGGGAGGAGUAGGAGGAGUGGGAGGAGUGGGAAGAAGGAGAAGGGGAGGACGAGGAGUGAAAGGGCGGCAAGGAGUAGGCGUGGGGGGAAGAGGAGGACGAAGGCGUGGGAAGAGGAGGAUGAGGAGGAGGAAGAGGAAGAAGAGGAAGAGGAGGAGGAAGAGGAGGAGGAAGAGGAGGCGGAGGGGGACGAGGAGGAAGGGAACGAGGAGGAGAAGGAGAGGGUUGCAGUCGGGAAGGGGGGUGAAGUAGACAAAGGGGCUGAAUUAGAGGAGGGGGGUGUGGUAAAGAGGGUGGAUGUAUCAAAGGAGGGGGUUCAAGUAGAGAAGCAAGGGAGUGAGGAGGAGGAGAAGAGAGUGGAGGCAGAAGAGGAGGCGGAGAAAGUGGUUGGUAGUGACGUGGCUGAAAGGGGUGGGAUGACAACUGUUGAACUGUCUGAUAUUCACAAGACUGACGUUGAAACGGCUGUGGAUGUUGAAAGGGAUACUGGGGAUGAGACUGGGGGAGGAGGGAAAGGCAGCAGUGGUGAGGAGCGAGGGAACGAGGGAGGGGAUGUGGAGGCAGUUGUGGUUAGGGAUGGGAGUGAGGGAUGGGCUGAGGGCGGUGGCGAGGAAGAGGGUCUCAAGGAUGCAGCAGGGGUGGAAGAGAAGGAGGUGCAAGAGGAGGAGGCGAAUGAGGAGGUGCAAGAGGAGGUGUUGGAAGAGAAGGAGUUGAAAGAGGAGGUGGAAGAGGAGGUUAAAGUGGAGGUGGAAGGGGGGGUGGAAGGGAAGGGGGUCAAUGAGGAGGUGGAAGCGGAGGGGGUGGAAGAGGAGGAGGUGGAAGAGGAGGUGAAAGAGAAACAGGUGCAAGAGGAAGAGGUGGAAGAAGUGGAGCAUGGGAGGAAGAAGAGGAGGAAAAGGCACAAGGAAAGGGAAAGAGUUGUGGAGAAGGAGAGGGAGGAGAAUAACGAGGAAGAGAAAGAGGAAGUGGGAGAUAAAGAGGAAGAAUGGGUCAGGGAAGAGGAAGGGAAACAGGAAGAGGACGCGGAAGAGAAAGCGGAAGAGAAUAGGGAAGGAAAAGUUAAAGAAGGGGAAGAGAAAGAAACUGAGGAAGAGGAAGAGGAAGUGAAACGGGAAAAGGGUGAGGAAACGUUGAGGAUUGAAGCUGCCGUUGAAGAGACUCAAGUGAAUGAGGAAGAAAAGGCAGGAGCGGGCGAAGGAGGAGUUGGCAGUGAGGGCAUGUCUGGAGAGGGUACUGCGAAGGGAGGGCGGGAGGGGGAAAGGACGCUGGGCGAAAGUGUGGGUGGAGAUGUGGCAGAGGUAGAGGCAGAGAAAGAGUCAGAGGAAGGGGCAGAGGAAGGGGCAGUUGAAAAGGCGGAGAAAAAGGCAGAGGAAGGGGCUGAGCUAGAGGCCGAGGAAGAGGCAGGGAAAGAGGCAGAGGAAGAGGCAGAGGAAAAGGCAGAGGAAGAGGCAGAGGAAGAGGCAGGUCUAGAAGAGACUGGUGAGGAAGCAGAUGUGGUGGAAGUGGAAACAGGGGGAGUGGGCUCCGGGAGGGAGAAGGAGGAUGGGUUGCAAGGCACAAGAAGGGAGGCUGCAGAAGUGGGUGAGGAAGGAACAGCACAAGGGGCAGGUGAGGAAGCAGAUGUGGUGGAAGUAAAGGCAGAGGGGUUGGAUUCUGGGGUGCAGGAACGUGCAUUGAGCGAAUCGAGAAGAGAGGCAGAGACGACAGCAGAGCCAGCGGAAGGAGAAGUAGCAGAAGGGGCAUGUGAGGAAGAAGUAGCAGAAGGGACAGGUGAGGAAGCUGAUGUGGUGGAGGUACGGUUGGAGGAAAGAGAGGGAAGAGAGGUGGUGCAAGGAGGGGAGGUAGACUUGACUGAAGCAGCAGUGGUAGAGGAACAAGGAACGGAAUCAGAAGAGGCAGAUGUGCAGGAAGUGGGGAUGGGGAUGGGGUUAUCAGAGGCAAGGAGAGGGGCAGAAGAUUCAGAUGAAGAGGUGAAUGCGGUGGUAGGGACAGCCGGAGAUGCAGAUGUGGUGGAGGUGCGAGAGGAGAAUGAGGAGGAGGGGGUGGAAUCACGAGAAGCAGAUGGGCAGGAAGUGGAAGCAGACGCAGCAGAAGCAGUAGCAGAAGCACCAGGAGGAGGAGAGGCAACAGCAGGGGCAGCAGGAGGAGGUGAUGGGGGUGGGGCAGUGGCAGAGAGAGCGAGGAAGCGGAGGAGAGUGCGCCCCUUGAUGAGGCGAGUGCAAUCCGUCACUGACGCUGCUGCUACUGCAGCGCAGGCAGACCCUAAAGGUGUGGGUGCUGCUAGGGAUAUGCGCGCAGGUACACAGGCUGUGGGUGCUGCCAAUGCUUAUUCCGAUGGGAGUGAUGGGAGUGAUGGUUCUUUGGAUCGUGAAGGUCGUGAUUCGCCCGGUGAUGAUGGUGGGCAUGUGGCAAGUGAUUCUUCUCCUCCUCGUGAUGGUCAUAAAGCGCAUGCCUUGGCAGAUGACACGGACGGUGAUGGUGGUGAUGGUGGUGCUGGUGGUGAUGGUGGUGAUGCUGGUGAUGGUGGUACUGGGGGGGAUAGGCGUGAUGCUGCAUCCCGCCAUGCUCCAGCUGAUUCCGAUUCAACGGAAAGGCAUGGUGGUGGUGAUGGUGGUGGUAGUGAAGCAGCUACUGAGACCGAUACCCCAGUGGCUCUGUCUCCGUCCCCAUCCCUCUCCCCUCCUCCUUCCCCAACGCCAUCAACAUCACCGCCCAAGCCGCUGGUAUUCUGCCUGGGGAGCUUCGAAGCAGGCGAUAUAGUGUGGGCCAAGUCAGGGCGAAAGAAAGACCCCUGGUGGCCUGCUCGAGUGGUAGACCCCAUAUAUGAUGCCCCUGCUGCUGUCAGGAGCGCCGCUGAGGCCGACCGGCUGUGCGUCAUGUUUUUCGGGCCGUCGCUUAGCAAAAAGCGCGACCGGGACUACUCGUGGGUGCCCGAGGGGAGCAUUGUGCCGUUUCUGGACUACUUAGUUAAGUAUGAGAAUCAGGUGCUGACGGCGAGGAAUCGGCCAAAGGAGUUUCGCAAGGCGGUGGAGGAGGCUGUGUUGGAGAGCGAAGGGAUGGUGGGGUAUGAGGAGAUGGAGGGAGGUGGGGGAGAGGGAGGAGAGGAGGGAGGGGAAGAGGAAGGAGGAGGUGGAGGAAUGACGGGAGCUGGUGAGGAUGAUUGGCAGGAGGGAAAGGAUAAUGAUGGGGAUGAGGAUGAGGGAGGGCGUGGGGAUGGGUCGGAUGGUGCUGAUGAUAAGCAUGGGCGGGGUGGAGGAGGUGGUAGAGGUAGAGUGAAGGAAGAAUGGGAUGAAAAGGCAGUGGAGAUGAAGGGAGACGUGGAUGGGAAUGGAUACUUGAGCAACGGUGAUAGUGAUGGUGGUGAUGAUGAUGGGGUAAUCAAGGCACAGCGGAUGAAGAAGCAUGGGGUAGCAACUAAGGAGGCUCCUCACAGAGCCGAUUCCCCACAGGCCGAUUCACCUGAGGAUUCACCUGAGGAUUCACCUGAAGAUUCACCUGGCACUCCAUCCUCCUCACCUGAGGCAGAAGCGGAGGGGGACAACAAGAUAGCAGCGGCGCCACCCAUCCCGGUAGCCCACCCGCCAGUGCCCGUCACAUGCGCGUCCUACAAGGGUUUGUACCUCCCUUCAUGUCACCUCGUGCAGUGCUGCUGCCGCUCCUGCCGGCCCAAUACCAAGGGGAACAGCAGCAAGAGCAGUGGCGCUAGCAGUGCCGCUGCUGGUGGUGGUGGGAGGGAAGGAGGAGGAGUGGGCGGAGGAGCAGCAGCAGGGGGGCCGCUGAUGGCGCUGAGCGAGUUUGAGAAGCAUGCGCAGUGCCGCUCCAAGAAGUGGAAAUCGUCUGUGCUGCUGCAGGAAGCUGAGAAGAAGACAUCCCUCUUUGCCUGGCUCCAGGCAUCCCACGAGGCGGGCGUGAGAGGCCUCCUUUUCUACGAGGACCCUCCCCCGCGCAGCCGCCCGGGCAACCGGCAGCAGGGAAUCAUAUCCACACUGCGCAGCGCGGGUGGCAGCAGCGCGGUCGCAGGAGGAAUCGGAGGAGUGGGAAUGGGUGCAAUGAGAGGCAGAGCCGGUGCAAAGGGGUCAGUGGAUCCCAGGGGGGGUGUGGCGUGGCUGGAGAAGGCUUUAAGUGAGCCGUACGAGGGGGUGGAGUAUAAGUGGACGUCGGAGAGGUGUGCGGUGUGCAACAGCGAUGAGGACUCGGAUGCGAGUCGCAUGCUGGUGUGUGUCAAGUGCGAGAUGGGCGUGCACGAGGAGUGCUACGGGAUCGAGGCCCCGCCUGGCGUGGUGGGGGAGGGCGAGGGGGAGGUGCUGGACGGCAUUCAUCUCGUGGAUCCAGAGCGGUUCAAGCUGGCGUGCUGCAUCUGCCGCCAGCCCUAUGGCGCGUGCAUUCAGUGCGACGGCCCACGCUGCCUGGUGGCAUACCAUGUGGUGUGUGCGAUGAAGGCGGGGUGGAUCAUGGAUGUGGUUCCUGAUGACACGGGCCAGCUGCUCAGAUGCACCUUCUGCCCCAAACACAGGUAG
Closterium sp. Yama58-4 is the source of this 8112-nucleotide messenger RNA. Lineage: Eukaryota; Viridiplantae; Streptophyta; Zygnematophyceae; Desmidiales; Closteriaceae. The record is from the annotation of a GenBank genome assembly.